CUCUUGUUUUCUCGCUUUCCUCGUGAUUUUGUGGUGUUUUCCCUGAAGAAAUGGCUGCGAUUAGCUUGCUGAAUCCCAAGGCAGAGUUCGCCCGUGCCGCCCAGGCGCUGGGCAUCAACAUCUCGGCGGCAAAGGGUCUGCAAGAGGUGAUGAAGCCCAAUUUGGGCCCCCGAGGAACCCUCAAAAUGUUAGUUUCCGGCGCUGGAGACAUCAAGAUCACCAAGGACGGCAACGUCCUGCUGCACGAGAUGCAGAUCCAGCAUCCCACGGCGUCGCUGAUCGCGCGCGCCAGCACCGCGCAGGACGACAUGACGGGCGACGGCACGACUUCCACGGUGCUGCUGAUCGGGGAGCUGCUGAAGCAGGCGGAGAUCUACGUGGCCGAGGGCCUGCAUCCGCGCCUCAUCACGGAGGGCUUCGAGAAGGCGCGCGACCGCACGCUCGAGGUGCUGGACGGGAUGAAGGUGGCGGCGACGAUCGACCGCAAGGGCUUGACGGACGUGGCGCGGACGUCGCUGGCGACGAAGGUGCGCGCGGAUCUGGCUGAGGUGCUGACGGACGUGUGCGUGGGCGCUGUGCUGGCCAUCAAGGGCGCCGACGACAAGCCCGUGGAUCUGCACAUGGUGGAGUUGAUGGAGAUGCAGCACAAGACGGCCACGGACACGCAGCUGAUUGAAGGUCUCGUGCUGGAUCACGGCGCGCGGCAUCCGGACAUGCCGAAGCGCCUGGAGAACGCCUACAUCCUCACGUGCAAUGUGUCGCUGGAGUACGAGAAGUCCGAGGUGAAUUCGGGCUUCUUCUACAAAACCGCCAGCGAUCGGGAGAAGUUCGUCCAAGCGGAGCGCGAGUUCAUCGAGUUGCGCUGCAAGAAGAUCAUCGAGCUGAAGAAGAAGCUCUGCGACGGCACGGACAAGACGUUCGUGGUGAUCAACCAGAAGGGCAUCGACCCCAUGUCGCUGGACAUGCUGGCCAAGGAGGGCAUUCUGGCGCUGCGACGCGCCAAGAGGCGCAACAUGGAGCGUCUGGCGCUGGCGUGCGGCGGAAGCGCCAUGAAUUCCGUCGAGGAUCUGCAGGAGUCGCAUCUGGGCUACGCCGGGCUGGUGUACGAGCACGUGCUGGGCGAGGACAAGUACACAUUCGUGGAGAAGUGCCGCAAUCCGCAGUCCGUGACGAUUCUGAUGAAGGCGCCCAACAAGUACACGCUCACGCAGAUCAAGGAUGCCGUGCGUGACGGCCUGCGCGCCAUCAACAACGCCGUGGACGACAAGUGUCUCAUCCCGGGCGCCGGAGCCUUCGAGAUUCGCGCCUACAACGAGCUGAUGAAGUUCAAAGACACCGUCAAGGGCAAAUCCCGCCUCGGCGUUCAGGCGUUCGCCGAGGCGCUGCUCGUGAUCCCGAAGACGCUGGCGCUGAACUCGGGCUACGACGCCCAGGACACGAUCGUGAAGCUGCAGGAGGAGGACAGACUCAGUCCGGAUCCCGUGGGCUUCGACAUCUACAGCGGCGAACCGAUGAAGCCCGUGGACUUGGGCGUGUACGACAAUUACGUGGUGAAGCGCCAGAUCGUGCGCUCGUGCUCCGUGAUCGCCAGCAAUCUGCUGCUCGUGGACGAGAUCAUGAGGGCCGGAAUGACGAGCCUCAAGGGCUAGAGGCGAUUCGC
This is a messenger RNA of Phlebotomus argentipes, 1660 nucleotides long. RefSeq names its product T-complex protein 1 subunit zeta (gene CCT6). Lineage: Eukaryota; Metazoa; Arthropoda; Insecta; Diptera; Psychodidae. Gene Ontology annotation, molecular function: ATP hydrolysis activity; ATP-dependent protein folding chaperone; ATP binding. Gene Ontology annotation, cellular component: chaperonin-containing T-complex. The transcript has 2 exons. Bases 51 to 1649 code for a protein of 532 amino acids. Gene Ontology annotation, biological process: protein folding. The record is from RefSeq and is a predicted model, not a curated record.